Paramecium tetraurelia is the source of this 426-nucleotide messenger RNA. RefSeq lists its product as uncharacterized. The transcript has a single exon. NCBI's taxonomy places the organism in Eukaryota, Ciliophora, Oligohymenophorea, Peniculida, Parameciidae. The record is from RefSeq and is a predicted model, not a curated record.
AUGCACAAAGAAGAAAAAGUUGAAAUAAUCACAAUCAGCAAUAGGGGAGAUAUAUAUGGAGUUUACAUUCAAAUAGUUGGCAGAUCUUCAGCAAGUAUAUGCCAGCAUAUUUAUUACAGGUUGCAAACAAAUGAUUCUAGUAAAUAUACUUCGUUGUAACUCAAUUAUGCAUUGUUUCAUUCAUGCAAGAAAAGAAACCUUUACAUAAAGAUGAGAAGUAGUAGCCACUUAUGCUUGAUAUGCAUUGAUAGAGCUUUCAAUUCAUUUCCAUAAACAUUAAAUUAUAAAGGAGAGAUACGUUUAGGAUUAUCUAAGAGAUAUUAAGAGCACUUGAUAAACUACAAUCAAUUUCUAGAGUUGUACUCAAGAAAGAGCCAAGGUCUAUAGGUAUUUAAGUUAUGUGGAAAAAUUCCAUUAUAUAAGUGA